AAGUGACCAGUUGCUUUUGUGCGCGGUUCGCGGGUCGCUCUCUUUCGGUUAUUUUUCUGUGUAUUUUGAUCUGUUGUCAAUUCUCAAGUGUUGUGUUAAACUAAUUAGGUACUAAAUGCACCCUCGACUCAAUUAAUAGACUAUUCUCAAAGGACAACAUGUUUGUUUUAGUGGAUGUAGCGACUAAUUCGCAGUUUGGAUUGCGGGAAGAUGUGCCUCUUUACAUAGGGGAAAGAAAAAAUGCUGCUACCAGUCAUUUGUUCUGCAACCACACAGAGUGUAUAAAAUGCGCCAAAGUUGUUGUGAAGAAUAGCAAUGCUUACAUAACAGACAUGGGCUCAAGGCAUCGCACUUCUGUUAUCGGCGUGGUAUUGCCGCCCCUGGAAGAAAAACAGCUCAUUCCAGGCAAUUCGUUCUGCAUUGGUAAAAACCGCGACAGAUUACUACUGCAGUACAUCAGUCUCACAGUCACCUGCUCGGGUUUUGGCAUAGGAGGCAGCCGCUCCCUGGAGGAAUUGCUAGGUAAACAAGGCGCCAGAGUAGUGAAGGACUGGGGACCGGACGUGACGCACGUUCUCGCCACCGGAGACAUUCUCACCAAGAAAGUGGUUUGCGGUUUGAUCGCGCAGCAGUUUGUCGUGGGCCCGGAAUUCUUCCAUACUCGCUGGAGGCCAUCACCGAAGGUGAGCCGCUGCCGGAUGCUGACAAGUACAAAGUGCGCAAUUACGGCUAUCAAUGUCCACUGCAAGUUAACCAUUCAUGUGAUCGCAAGCGUCUGUUCGCCAACAAGAUCGCCAUCUUUGAUGAUUCCGCCCUAAAGAGAAGUUAUGGGGAUAUCAUAGAGAUGUGCGGUGGCGAGGUUAGGACUCUGGAUGAUGGCGAUAUAAUCGCAGAGGAUUUCCGAGGCGAGCGUGACAUAAUGGUUUUCGUCACUGGCGGGCUUGUCAAAUCCGGGCGCAAGCGCAGACUGAUGGAGAUUGUCAAGUCCCUCGGACGACGCUGCAUCCCAGUGCAGGAGAUAGCCACGGCCGUGUUGAGUGGCAACACUGAGUUCUUCUGCAACAGCAAACAUCUUAUGAUGGAUACACUUCGCAAUGCUCAAAAACUCACCUCGAUGGGGGAUGAAUUGGUAGAUGAUACUCAGAGCACGACUGGCUCGCAAUCGCGCAAGCGCAGAAACCCAUCGACUGCUGGUUCGAGCAUGUACACAGAGAAUCCGAUUCCGUCAAGUACUAGUGCCGGCGUUCGUGUACAACCAUCACAACCGCCUGAGCCACUGCCACAAUGGGCUAAAGAUAUGCUAGGCAUAAGAGAUCCAGGUGAUCCUGAACCGGAACCUAAACCAAGCACAAGCACACAAAGCCCGGUUACACGCCUAAAAGGCCUCAAGCGUCGACGAGCCUCCGGUGACACUGAAACGCCUCCAACUGCUUUGCUAAAAAGCUUGAGUGUCGAACCGGAAAAGCCGCAACCCGCACCACCGACACCUCCGCCAUUACCCGAGUUGCCGCUGUCAUCCACAAACCUGAAAUUAAAGCAAAGCGCUAAAGGUUGCAAACAUCCUCAGCCACGACAAGCGAAAACUUCCGAAGACUCAAAGGAGAACAUACCGUUUGCAUCUACGCAUCCAUUUUCGCAUAACCAACAACAAUUGCACACCUCUUCUCCAGGCACAAAACUGACGCUGAAACGCAAGAACAAGGUGGACGAUGGUAGCACAAGUGUCCAAAAGCGGCCGAAUCUGGCUGCGACCAUACCGUCGUUUCCUGCUGCCCCGGAACCGAGUAAGCCAAGCAUCCACGAGAUUCAAUCACCAUCGAAGCCGUGCGAUGGGACAAAGCAAAAAAAGUUCCGAAAGCAAAAUUUGGUUAAAACAAUGAUACCAAAGGUUACUAUGCGUCGCGUCGUUACAAAUUCAAACUCUGGUUAAAUAAAAAUGGUUACAUUCGCUGUGGUUUCGAAACAAAUCGAAAAUUUUCCAAAAAAAAAAAAAGCAUGUAAUACGAAACAGUCGAAUGUAAAAUUAAACGUUAUUAAUGGCAUAAGUUUA
Messenger RNA from Dalotia coriaria, 2050 nucleotides. RefSeq lists its product as uncharacterized. Lineage: Eukaryota; Metazoa; Arthropoda; Insecta; Coleoptera; Staphylinidae. Bases 845 to 1930 code for a protein of 361 amino acids. The record is from RefSeq and is a predicted model, not a curated record. The transcript has 8 exons.